GUGCGCUCUAUCCUCCUAUCAGUGCCGCAGGAAAAGCGCAGAGAAGACGCCUCGGAGAGAUAGAGGGAGAGAGGAAAACAGUUAGAAGAGAGAAAGCCGAACAACAACAUGGAUCCAAACCGCGUCUUUAGUUAAUGUGUGAAAACGUCCCGCUGCUGUUGGCCUGUUAGCUCUCCUCCUCUGCCGCACAGCGGCUCCGUUAUGUCGGACAACCUGAGGAGAAUAUAACGUCAGGGAAUGGAGGAAAUCUUCAGAAAUCCUGCUGCUAAACUGCGCUGCGCUGUCGGGGUUUAAGGAUAUUACUGAAACAUCAAACUGAGGAUGGUGCUCGUGUGACCGAGGAGCGCCCCUGUCAGCUAUCCAACUCGUCGUGCCCUCCAACAACCACGACACACUCAAAGUUUUUCUCUCCAUUUUUUUUUUCCAGAAGAAGGGGGAAUUUUACUGCAUCGAAUUCCUCUGGACGGGAUGUCAUCCGCAGUCAGGAGGAAUUCCUCUGGCUGACUGAUCCUCCAGUUGCAGUGUAGUGUAGCGGGCUCCCGAGAGAGAGAGAGAGAGAGAGAUACAGAUAGAAGAUGGGAGAUCAUGCGGCAGAUGACAGAGGGUUGAGACGGACCUUCAUCGUCCCUGCCAUCAAGAGCUUCGAUCACUACGACUUUACCAGGGCCAAGAUCUCAUGCAGCCUGACGUGGCUGGUGGCCAAGGCUUUCGGAUCGGAUGCAGUACCAGAAGAGCUGGCCGAGCCUUUAUACAAGGACCAGUACAACCAGGAGCACCUGAAGCCUCCGGUAGCCUGCCUGCUCCAGUCCGCAGAGCUCUACUGCCGGGCGGGAAGCCUGAUCCUCCGCAGUGAUGCUGUCAAACCUCUACUGGGACACAACGCUGUCAUCCAGGCCCUGGCCCAGAAAGGCCUGUACGUCACUGACCAGGACCGACUGGUCACUGAGAGAGAUCUGACCAGCACGCCCAUACACAUGAGUUCCCAUCUGGCACUCAUAGAUACCCUGAUGAUGGCCUAUACUGUGGAGAUGGUGAGUGUGGAGAGGGUGAUGUCCUGCAUCAACAGGUACUCCUCAGCUGAACCCCUACACGGUGACGGACACAUCCAGGAGCUGCCUUAUGACACAGAGGAUGCCAUCGCCACCUGGAUCAACAAGGUGAAUGAACACCUGAGGGACAUUCUUGUCGAAGAGCAAAAGCUGAGAGAGGCUUACUUCCAGGAGUCAAACACAACAACACACAAAUCUCCUAGCAAAUGGUACUGGAGAUUAGUACCUGCUCGCUAUAGGAGGGAGCAUGCCCAGCAGAGGAGCGCUCCAUCGCUCCCCCUGGUGGAGAACCUGCUGAAGGACAACACAGACGGCUGUGCCCUGACCGCCGUGCUGCACUUCUACUGCCCACAGGCCGUCAGACUGGAAGAUAUCUGCCUCAAGGAGACUAUGUCUUUGGCUGACAGUCUGUACAACCUCCAGCUGGUGCAGGAGUUCUGCAGGAACAACCUCAACCACUGCUGCCAUUUCAGCCUGGAGGACAUGCUCUACGCACAUGCAUCCAUAAAGAGUAACUACCUGGUGUUUAUGGCUGAGCUUUUCUGGUGGUUUGAAGUGGUUAAACCGUCAUUUGUACAGCCCAGAGUCUUCAACCCUAACGCCUGUGAGCCUGUAUCAUCCUGUAGAAAAAUGGCUCCUGUGUCCAGUCCAGUUCAACAGAGCUAUGCAGAUAGACCUGGCAGUCCAGAGUACAUCCCUGCACAGGGUAUAAUGAAGAGGUCUACCUCCAUGUCCUACGUGGAUGGCUGUGUUGGGACAUGGCCCAAAGAAAAACGCUCCUCCUCUCGGGGAAUCUCCUUUGAGAUUCCUCUGGACGGAGACCUGACUGUGCUGCCCUGUGAAGCUCCCUCCCUCAGCGGUAUGACUCGCUCAGCCAGCAGUGAUGGUCUUCAAAGUUUCAAAGUUCACUAUGCAUCCCGAGGGAGCAUGAAGCGCCACCUCUCCCUCAUGCCCGUUGAUGUCAACGGCCAGAGCAGACACAUACCUGAGGAGGACGAGGAGUUCACCUCCCUCAAACCCCUGGGGCGCAACAACACGUUCUCAGUCAAGGACCAAAGCAGGUACUCCAAUGGAGUCCUCCCGGACAGCAACCACAUCCCCAACAAUCACCAUGGCAACCAUAGUGGCCACAUCAGCCCAUCAACUCCUCCAAGCAUUGAGGAGGCCCUGAAGAUUAUUCACGACACAGAAAGGCCCCAUGCUAGCCUGGGUGUGGGGGAUGGAGACAAUGGCUUCUUUCUUCACGGCGCCGAGCCUUGGGGCCCUUCAGACCCUCCAGGGGCCCAGGGUCAAGGAGACGACCCGGACUCAGCUAAGGCUCGGCUGAACGACCACGACCUCAACUCUGUAUCCACUGAUGAAGUUGACACAGGCAUCCAUGUGAGGACAGAGGACAUCCAGAGCUUGGAUGAGGACUCCUCCUCUCUGAGAGACUAUUCAGAUAUAGACCCAGAUUGUGAGGCCAUGACCCGGUCGUGCCCUCUGCCCGACCAGCCGGACAGGGAGAAAAGCAGGGAAGGAGGACGGAAAGGGCUCGGUGAUGCUGACGCCGAGGAUGAGAGGGGAGAUACAGGUGACAGGAGCAGCCCCUGUCCCAGUUCAGCACCCACAAUCCCCAGGUCCUACACAGUCAGCCCCGUCUCGUCCUCCGGAGGCUCUGGAGGCGGCAGGGUCCGGAUGACCAGCUUUGCAGAGCAGAAGUUCAGGAAGCUGGAGGGAAGGAGUAGUGGAGGAACCACGCCAGAGAGUUCAGAUCUCAAUGUGCCGUAUACACACCUGCCAAGAAGCAUUUCUUCUCAGAUGUCUACACCUCCUUUGCCAAUCACAUCUCCCUCUCCAGUAACACCUUCCCCCAGAGACCCCUCCCACCUCAUAGCCUCAGAGAUGAUUCAGCUGAGGAUGAAGCUGGAGGAGAAACGGAGAGCCAUCGAAGCCCAGAAGAAGAAGGUGGAAGCAGCUUUCACCCGCCAUCGUCAGAGGAUGGGCAGAACAGCCUUUCUGAAUGUAGUGAGAAGAAAAGGAAUCACUGCCCCUCUCAGCCCCAGCUCAGGGGACGCAGAGACGCCUUCUCCAGAGCCACUCACAGCCUCAAAGGAAAGCAGCCAGGCCAGCAUGGAGCGGGCCGAGAGAUGCAAGCCAGACGGAGCAGCUCCGAAAUCCCCCUGUGAGGAUGGUGGAGGUGUGGCUCCGGGAGAAAUCGACCUUACAGAAUACACACGCUCCAUUGAGAGGCUGAACACGUCGCUGGGCUUCCUGCAGACAGAGAUGCAGCGUUUGUCCCAGCAGCAGGAGACCAUCAUGUCCAUGAGAGAGCAACAGCAACGAGCCUGGGUCAUUCCUCCCCCUGCUCCAUCUCCACACAGGCAGCUCCGUGAGUUGCGUAGCAGCAGUGUAACAGGUCGGGGAUCAGGCCGAGGCUCUGUUGGCUCUUUAUCUCCCAUCCUUUCUUCUUCCGGCUCUCCCCGCGCUCCCAAUCAUUCCCCUGCUGGCCUUAAGCGCCGGCCGGCCUCCUUCCAUGCCAGGACACCUAGGACUCCCCGACCAAACGAUCUGAAAGUCACACCCUUCAGUCGAAUGCUCAACACCCCCACCUCUGUGGACAGCCUACCCAGACUGAGGCGUUUCACCCCCAGCCAACCCCAGAUCAGUGCGUUUGCUUAUCUGGGCCACGAUGAGGGGCCUCGGGAAAGCGAGAACCAAGAGGCCAAAGACAACAGAGAAAACACUGAGGACAAAGAAGAAGCAGUGGUAAAGAAGAGUGCUGGCACUCCUCAGCCAUCUACUACAGAAGCAGCCAAAGAGAAGGAAGAUGAGCGACAGGAGGGAAGAAAACAGGCAGAGCGAGCUCAUUCCAAGGGUGGAGUCAAGCAAACCAGGUCAUCGGAGGUGUUGUGUCAACCGGUGUCUGAGAUCCAAGGGCCCACAGGCAGCCGGGUAAAGGGAGACGCCCAGGACAGAAGAGACCUGGUGGAGGUGCCUCUGUCUGGACCGAAACCUCCUGGACGACCACCGCACCGUCAGGAGAUGACAGGAGGGACAGAGGCAGGAGGAGACAUGUACGGAGAAGACCAAAAGAUCUGCUGUGGAUUCUUCUUCAAGGACGAUGUGAAAGGGGAAGAGGACAUGGCAGCAAAGAAAGCAGCUCUGCUGGACAAGAGGCUGAGGAGGGAGAAGGAGACGCAGGAGAAGAAGCAACAGCAGGAGCUGGACCAGGAGCAGAAGAAGGAAGCUGCACGGUUGAAAGCCGAGGAGGAGCAGCUGAAGAAGGAUGAUGAGAAGGCGAGGAGGGAUUACAUCAAGCAUGAAUAUAUGAGGAGGAAGCAGCUCAAGCUGAUGGAAGACAUGGACCAAGUCAUCAAGCCUCGAUCUGGAAGUCUCAAGAAGAAGCCCCGGCCCAAGUCCAUCCACAGGGACGUCGUGGAGACUACACCCCCCGUUAGAGCGACAGGGGUGCGUCCUCGAGGCUUCUCAGUAUCAAGUGUUUCUUUGGCGUCUCUCAAUCUGGCUGACAACGACAGAGAUCAGCCAAAUAACAGGAAGAACAACAGAGGCAAUAAAGUGUCCCAUAUCCCGUUCUAUCUAAGCUCUCCCAAAGACAGAAAGGGAAGGCCAGACUCUGCAGAAGGUUUCUCUUCUUGUCCUUCGACUGGUAGUCGUAACGGAGAGAAGGAUUGGGAAAAUGACUCCACCACCUCAUCCACUCCCUCCAACAAUGAGUACACAGGACCCAAACUUUACAAGGAGCCCAGUGCCAAGUCCAACAAGCACAUCAUCCAGAACGCCCUGGCUCACUGCUGCCUGGCUGGCAAAGUCAACGAGGGGCAGAAGAACAAGAUACUUGAUGAAAUGGAGAAAUCCGAAGCCAAUAACUUCCUUGUGUUGUUCCGUGACGCCGGAUGCCAGUUCAGGUCUGUGUACGCCUACUGCCCCGAGACGGAGGAGAUCACCAAACUGGCCGGCAUCGGGCCGAGGAGCAUCACAACCAAGAUGAUCGAGGGCCUGUACAAGUACAACUCGGACAGGAAGCAGUUCAGCCAGAUCCCAGCCAAAACCAUGUCCGCCAGUGUGGACGCCAUCACCAUCGCCAGCCAUCUGUGGCAAACCAAGAAGCAGGGGACGCCCAAAAAACUGCACACUAAGUAGCACCAGAUGGCCGGGGGAAGAUUUGGACACGCUUCUCUGGAAUGAACACAGAAGAAGUUGCGGAUUUUACUUUUUCAUUAAAAGGACGCACGAUCCCACUGUAACAAAUCACAACUGGAAUGUAGAACACAAGUGGGCCUCACAGACGUUGAUGUUGUUACAGAGUUGUUACAAUCUGGACUACUUAAAUGGGGCACGAGUGUGUACUGUAUGUCAGCAUGUGUAUCAAUGUUCUCAUGUGCCAAAAAAAAAAGAGAGGAAAACAAUAGGCGGACCAAUGCCUUACCUAGUUGAACCACUGAAGCACUGAAUGUUUGGUUUCUAUAAGUUAAUCAUGUGUGGCCUUAUGCUUGUUUUGUGUCAUAUGGAUGCGCUGUGAGUGUUAGUGUGAUUUUGUCAGCGCUUGUUGUAAAAAGUCUGUUGUGAUACAGGAGAGCUUGUGUACUCACAGGUCUGGGAUCAGACCCCCCAACCCCCCCUUCAAGCCCAGGUUGAUAUAAGGGUGGCCUGUCUGAUCUGUGAUCAGGUAGAGGCAGCAUUCUUGAUGAGUUUUGCUGCUAUACAGGUAUGUUUUUUAACAUGUGACUGAAAAACAUAUAAAAAGUUCAAAUUUGUGUAUGUGUGUGUAUAGUGAAGUGCCAAGACGAGUACAAAUUCCUCAGUUGGUGAUUGCAAUUGCAAAGUGUGAAAUGAUGAGAGUAUUGAGCAUACAGACUACCAUGAAAAACAAUUCUGGAAAGCACCUGCAAUAGACUCUUAAUUUAUUUCAUUUUGAUAAUGCUUUGAAGACAUUUUGAUCUUAGAUUUUAUUCAGAGAAACAUAAUAUACUGUACAUAAAUAAGUUAAAUUAGUUUGUAUAGGAUGGCAGAUCCAUUGGAAAUGAACGAGUCCGCUUGUGGUAGCUUUUAUAAUUUAUCAUGUGCGUGUAUUGGUAUGUUGUCGUUUGGGGCCUUUAAUUGUGCUACAAAUGCAAAAAAAGUGUGAUCACUCAACAGUAUCACUGGGAAGACGGUCAUCAGUAGUAGAAUAGACGGAUGUCCCACCCUGUGUCAUCAGUCUGUGCAAUUUAAGAGUAAUUUAAUCACCAUUGUUCAUGUUGCAGUUGGAACUAACAAAUACUCAAAAUGCCACUUUCAUGUGGAUAUUGUCUUACCUUUUAGAUCUUGAUUACCCUCAAAGUAGUCCACAAUUGUAAAUACAUGAAUUCACCUAUGAUAGCGCUUCAAGACCCAGUCCACUCUGGGUCGUUGAGUUGUGUCCGCUUCAGGACUGUCAUGCUUUUUACUUUACUUUCACAUUACUGUUACAUUUUUUGUUAUCAUGUUCCUUCCUCAGUUUGUGUUGGCACUGUACAGAUAUAUUUUGGCAUAAAGAAGUAUUUUUUGUAAUGACAUUGACCUGUUGGAGGUGUGUACUAAUGAUGCACAGUACAGUUGUUGAAGCAAGUAUGUUGAAAGCAAAGGCAAGGUAUAUAAAGUCUUAAUUGAUGAGGCUUUAUUGUGGUAUUGUAUGAAAAUCCUUAAGUAUACUGAGAAAAUCAUAGUUUUUUUUUCCAACUCUGAAUCCAUAUUUGUUUGCAGUUUACUAAAUAUGCUCAACUGUUCAUUGGUUUUGGUUGUUUUUCUAUUACUUGAGCUUUAUUAAAAUGCCAGCUAUCAACAGUA
Messenger RNA from Sander lucioperca (pikeperch), 6857 nucleotides. RefSeq names its product calmodulin regulated spectrin-associated protein family, member 2b (gene camsap2b). Bases 576 to 5192 code for a protein of 1538 amino acids. Gene Ontology annotation, molecular function: microtubule minus-end binding; calmodulin binding; spectrin binding. Gene Ontology annotation, biological process: cytoplasmic microtubule organization; neuron projection development; negative regulation of microtubule depolymerization. The record is from RefSeq and is a predicted model, not a curated record. The transcript has 23 exons. Gene Ontology annotation, cellular component: microtubule minus-end. NCBI's taxonomy places the organism in Eukaryota, Metazoa, Chordata, Actinopteri, Perciformes, Percidae.